UUUUGUUCGUUCUUCUUUUUUUCCAGAACAUUUCCUAUGACUACUGUGAAAAUAUCACCGAUUAUUUGGGUCAACGUGACUUUGAUGCUCCCAGCCGCAUGUCUUUGCUUAAAUUUCUGGCCAUUAAUGCUUUGGAAUUAAGUGCCCCAGCAACACCAGUUCUACUACAACAACAACAGCAACAGAAUAAUAAUCAAAAACCCACAGGCUGGCUACAGCUGUCUGGACAUCCUGAAAGUAUUGUUCCCUGUGCCAGUGGUGUUGUCCGUAAACGUGUUGCCAGCUUCAGUGACUAUGAAGUUCUGGCUUAUCAACAAUUAUCCCAAGAAUCGCUAACCUCAAAAAUUGUACCCGAAUUCUAUGGUAAUAUACAAUUGGAAUCUGGUGAAAUGUUCAUUGAACUGCAGGAUUUGCUCAAAGGUUUCAAAGAUCCCUGUGUCAUGGAUAUUAAAAUGGGUUGUCGCACCUUUUUGGAAUCAGAAGUUAGCAAUAAAACCCUACGACCUGAUCUUUAUCAAAAAAUGAUCAAAGUCGAUGUUAACGCCCCCACCACCGAAGAACAUGAACAACAGGCCAUCACAAAACUUCGUUAUAUGCUGUUCCGUGAAGCCAUGUCAUCAUCGCAAAACAAAGGUUUCCGCAUUGAAGCCAUACGUCUAAAGGGUAAACCACCCAUGAAAGAUUUAAAAACCGUACGCACCUCCGAACAAAUAUCCCAAACAAUUGAUCAAUUUCUGAAUAGCAAAAAAUCCGUUCAAAAGGAUCUAAUCUGCCGGCUAAAACAUAUGCGUACAGUUAUGGAAAAAUCAAAAUUCUUCCAGACACACGAAAUUGUGGGUUCCAGUAUUUUCAUUGUCUACGAUGACGUCAAAGUCGGUUGCUGGCUAAUUGAUUUUGCCAAGUCGCGGCCUUUACCCGAUAACGUAAAGGUUAACCAUCGCGACGAAUGGAUUCCUGGCAAUCGUGAAGAGGGUCUACUCAAGGGUAUGGAUGAACUUAUUCAUGCAUUCGAGAGUGCCAAUCAAAAACAGACCACAAGCAGAAAGUUUUUACAAAUUUAAAUUUGAUUUGCUU
This is a messenger RNA of Musca vetustissima, 1074 nucleotides long. It is a transcript of the gene IP3K1, whose product is annotated as inositol-trisphosphate 3-kinase homolog. NCBI's taxonomy places the organism in Eukaryota, Metazoa, Arthropoda, Insecta, Diptera, Muscidae. Gene Ontology annotation, biological process: inositol phosphate biosynthetic process. The record is from RefSeq and is a predicted model, not a curated record. Gene Ontology annotation, molecular function: inositol tetrakisphosphate kinase activity; inositol-1,4,5-trisphosphate 3-kinase activity. Gene Ontology annotation, cellular component: cytoplasm; nucleus. The coding region runs from base 99 to 1061 and encodes 320 amino acids. The transcript has 3 exons.